This is a messenger RNA of Frieseomelitta varia, 2324 nucleotides long. It is a transcript of the gene Mgat4a, whose product is annotated as alpha-1,3-mannosyl-glycoprotein 4-beta-N-acetylglucosaminyltransferase B. Gene Ontology annotation, cellular component: Golgi stack; endoplasmic reticulum; endoplasmic reticulum-Golgi intermediate compartment. NCBI's taxonomy places the organism in Eukaryota, Metazoa, Arthropoda, Insecta, Hymenoptera, Apidae. Gene Ontology annotation, biological process: protein N-linked glycosylation. The record is from RefSeq and is a predicted model, not a curated record. The transcript is spliced from 10 exons. Bases 627 to 2234 code for a protein of 535 amino acids. Gene Ontology annotation, molecular function: acetylglucosaminyltransferase activity.
GCACUUAGUCGCUUUAUCAUUCUAUUGAAAAUUUACAAAUAUCAGUAUCAUUGGUGCUGCUACUCUUUAAUUUUCUAGUAAACUAGGUUAUGCUAUAAUACGUGUGUCCACGUAAUAACAUACCAUAAUAAUUUAUAUAAUCUUUAUAUAAAAAUACGUGAUAUACCUACGUUAGAAAAAGAAUGAAAAAAUUAAAUGCGUUAGUAAUAAAACGAAUGGAAAUGAAUCGAAAUAGAUCGACCAAAAUUUUUGUCCCUGAGUAAUUUCGAGUAAGAGAAUUAUUAUUAUCGAGAUUCUUGGACAUUCAUUGAAGAAAAAAAAAAAAAAAAAUAAAACGAAAUAAUCAAAUUUUUGAUAAAAUAAAAUAUUUAAAGAAAAUCAAAUUUAUUAUUAACAGAAUGCUAUUAACGAUCAAAAGAAAAUAAUUCUGGUUUUUAUAAUCGAUAAUGAUAUUCGUUAAAUCUAGUAAGUCCUGCAAGUUUUGCUUUGUCAUUAUCGGAAGGAUUCAAGACUAUAUGACAUUUCAUGGUUUCCCAUGCUGUGAGCUUAUAAUGUGAUAUCAUUGAGAAUUUAUUUUUAUUCCACAAGAUUAUGACUAUAAUCAUGUAGAAUUUAGUAUAAGGAAGAUGACGCCUCAUUUUGUAGCUCUGACACCCAUAAGAAGACGAUGUUUAAUCAUACUUUCAAUAGUAUUAAUACCAUGCGCCAUUUUAAAUCUUUUAUCACCAUCAGAGUUGCAUGAAGAAACAGUCUUACAAAAUAGUAUUGCAGAAUUACAAGCUAAAUUGGAACAUUUACAUGCUAAAUAUGUUACAAGUCAGGAAGAAAUAAACUUAUUGUCACAUCAAUUAUUGCAAUUAAUAGAGAACAAUCAUAUUUUACCAGAUCUUCAAUUUUUACUUAACAAUACUACAUCAAAUGUAACCAAUAUAAAAUUACCAUCUAUAUAUAACUUUCUUCCUCAUUUUUUGAAUGAUCCUAAUAGUCUACGUCCAGCAUUUGUACAGAGUAAAGGCCGUACUGGAGUUAGUAUGGUACUUGGUGUACCGACAGUUAAAAGAGAAGUACAAAGUUAUUUAAUGGCCACACUUAAGAACUUAUUGGACCGUAUGAAUUCUAUGGAGACAGCAGAUACUUUAAUUGUUGUGUUAAUUGCUGAAACAGACUUAGAAUAUGUAACAUAUGUUGCAAAACAAAUUGAAGUUCAGUUUCCAAUCGAAUUUGAAGCUGGUGUAAUUGAUGUAAUAUCUCCAUCUGCAUCUUAUUACCCAGAUUUAUCUAAAUUGCGUGAUACUUUAGGUGAUGACCAUCAAAGAGUAGUUUGGAGAUCAAAGCAAAAUUUAGAUUUUGCAUUUCUUAUGUCAUAUGCUCAGACAAAAGGAACAUUUUAUGUACAAUUAGAAGAUGACAUUUUAGCUAAAAAAAAUUUUAUAACAACAAUGAAAUCUUUUGCACUACAAAAGAUUGCAACUAAAGAAAAUUGGUUUGUUUUGGAUUUCUGUCAAUUAGGAUUUAUUGGAAAGUUAUUUAAAUGUGCAGAACUGCCAUGGUUGAUUCAAUUUUUUUUAAUGUUUCAUAAUGAUAAACCUGUUGAUUGGUUAUUAGAUCAUUUGGUAUCAACUAAAGUUUGUAGUCUUGACAAAGACAGCAAACAUUGUAAAAUGGCUAAAGCAGAAUUAUGGGUUCACUACAAACCUUCCCUCUUCCAACAUAUAGGAACACAUUCAUCAUUGAAAGGAAAAGUACAGAAAUUGAAGGAUAAACAGUUUGGAAAAAUAACGUUAUAUUAUGCACAUGAAAAUCCAGAGGCAAUAGUGGAAACACAAAUUAAACCUUACAAACAAUAUACAUUACAGAAGGCCUACAAAGGUGAAUCAUUUUUUUGGGGUCUUUUGCCACAACCUGGAGACCAUUUAAAAUUCAAAUUUUCCCACCCUAUUUUUAUAAAAAGGUACUUAUUUAGAAGUGGAAAUCCCGAGCAUCCAUCUGAUAGAUUUUAUAACACUACAGUAGAGGUCUUUACAAAGAUGUCUGCAACCAUGAAUAGAAAUACUAAUGAUGUUACAGAGGAUGGAUAUACUAUUAUAGGAAAAUUUGAUGCACUUGGGAUUGCUCAAGGCACAGUAGAUCCAAAAUUAGGAAAAGUAUUCGCACUUCGUUUGACAGUACACAGUGAAAGUGAAAAUUGGGCCAUCUUAUCUGAGAUUCAUAUAGUCGAAGAUCAUCCUAGUUGACCUUCGGAAAAAAUAUUUCGAAAAUUUUUUCGAGACCAUUUACAGGGAUAAUAUGUAUAAGAGUUAAUUAUUAAAUUAUUUUUAAUUUUA